UGGAAACUGCAAUUUUCAUGGAUCCUGGAAACUUCUUCAGUAUUUGAUUUGUACAAAAACAAUGCAAAGUUUUGUAAAGUCAGCUGCCAAACCAACUUCAGUUUUUUACACUUCCUCCCCUUCUCCCACAUUCAGUGCACGACUGUGUUUCUGUGCCAAUAUCUUGUGGAUCAGGUCGUGCUGUUCGAUGCUUCAUACUAGAGGCAGAAGAGCAAAAAUACAAAUCAAGUGGGCUCCAUUUCAAACAUCUUAGAGACCACGAGCUUGCUGCAGGAGGGCUCUGCAAACGCUCCGCUGCAAUGCUGCCAUUUGACACAACAGAGAAGAAGGUUACAGCUGGGGCGUGGUUUUCAUAUCUCACUGAACCAUCGGCAAGCAGAAUCCAAUAGACAGCCCAAAGACACGUUUAGCAGCAAUUGUUGUCUGCGAGAUUUUGAAAAAUGGACCAAAACUGGAUUCAGGUUCUGUUGAUUCUGGUGUGCUGUCAUAACGUCACCCCAGGAGCUGCUGAAGAGAGGAUUGUCAAAGUUGGGGAUAUGGUUGACAUUAAUUGUCAGGUUAAAGGGGUUGGGACCAUGGUCAUCUGGUUUCGGGUACUGGAUCACUCUGGAAUGGAAUUCAUCGCAUCAUUCAGCCCCGCUGGCUCAAAAAAGUCAGGCAUGACCAACUAUGAAUCCAUCUUCUCACACAAAGGUUUAAAAUCUGAUGAUAAUGCUCUAUAUACUCUAUCGCUGAAGUCCUUCAAAAGCAGUGACAGUGGCAUCUACAGCUGUGGCCUUCUUAUAAAAGGAAAUGAGCUGAGUUUUGGAGAAGUCACACGACUACUUGAAGAAAAAAAGGAAGAGCCACCAAAGAAACUGCCGCCGUUCACCGGCAUGCAAACCCCAACGACGACUACACGAGGGAGGUGUCCCUGUGGAGACCAGAGAAGGCCAGAACCAUCCAGUCUUUCCCUGUUUUGCACUCCAAUCAUACUGGGCCCUUUAGUCGGCGGCUGUCUCCUUCUCCUGCUCUUACUUCUCAUCAUCACCUUAUACUGCAACCAUAUGAGAACACGGAGGUGCCCCCACCAUUACAAGAGAAAGCCGAGGACGGGGGCUCCUGAAAAGCUAAUGAUGACAAACCGAAACAUGUGAUCUCAAUGUGAUCUUAAAUUUAACUUUAAUUUUCCAUUUUCCCAAACAUUCAUUUAUUGUAAGAAAUUAUUUUUGUUUAAGCUUUGCAAGGUUUUAAUAAAUAAAUGAGCCAGUCUGCAUACUAUCAACUAAUGUACCGUGUGAUAGAAAACAUUUUUAGCUUUGGGACUUCAACACAUUACCUGACAUGUUUUUACCAAGCUGUACUCUGGCGGCUGAUAUCACUGUGCCGUGAUAACCGAUUAGAAAUAUGGAUUAUUCUUAAAAUAAAUCCCACCAUGAAAAAUCUGAUACACCAAGCUCUCAUGUAUAACAAUUACAGCUGAACAGAAUCCUGAGAAAAUACAAAUCUUUACCUUCAUUUUCAGUCCAAUUUAAAUAGAAUUUGUACAUACUUAAUGCAUUCAUCUUGUUAACAUUAAUAAACUGUAAUAAUUUCUAAUGCCCUUUUAAUUAUUCAAUUCUGCAUUUUCUUUUGGUUUUACCUUUUUUAAAUAAAG
Menidia menidia (Atlantic silverside) is the source of this 1636-nucleotide messenger RNA. Lineage: Eukaryota; Metazoa; Chordata; Actinopteri; Atheriniformes; Atherinopsidae. The record is from the annotation of a GenBank genome assembly.